CCAAUGAGACAACUGUUAACAACAAACAAAGAAAGAGAAAGAGAAAGAGCUUAAUUGCACUGCUACCCGUAAAGUGGAUAGAAGAAGCACAGUUAAAAAGACAGGGAAACCGGACCUGAAUCCAUUUUACACCGCACCGCUAGCAGCUCUUGCUGGCGGCCGGCGCCCUUUCCCUUUCCCUUCCCCUUCCCCAACCAAACCUCAACACUCGCAUUUCGAAUCCGAUCUCUCUCUCUCUCGUUUCUCAAAGAAGAAGACACAAGUAUCUGAAUCGUUUUCUGACUGCUGGGUUGUAUACCAAGAGGUAAAAAAAGAUCUUCUCUUCAUCGGAAGGACCGGUAAUUCCACACAUCGGCUAUCUUUCCUGCUUUUGUCUCUCUCCGCUAUAAAGGCUUAUAGAUUGGUGGAAGUUGACUUGUUUAUAUGCCAAUGGAGAACAAUUUGACGCUAAAAACAUACAUGGCCAUCAUGGCUGAGAGAGACGCAGCAAUAAGAGAACGAAACAUGGCACUAGAUGAAAGAAAACGACUAUUUGCAGAACGAGACAUGGCUAUGCUACAAAGAGACGCAGCCCUAGCCGAAAGAAACAGUGCCAUCGAAGAACGAGACAAAGCCCUAGCCGCCCUUCAUCUUCGCGAAGAUUCUAUAAACGAGAAUAAUAAUACUAAUAAUAAUAAUCUCUCUCACGACGAAUCAAAACACAUUUACCAACAGAUGCAUGACGUUCCAUGGCUAGCAGAACCCGCCUAUCACCCAACCCUAGACGACCCAAUCCACGUCAUAUCGGAUCAUAAUACUGCAAAACCGAAGAAAGGUAAGCAAAAGAAAGAAACUGCCAGCUCUUCUAGAAAACUGCCUAAACCGAUUGCAGGUAAGGUUGUUAAAAGGGAAGCCGAGAUUCAAAUUAGCAACGAUUGGACGAAUGAACUGAACUUCGGUAGUGAUGAGGAUGAUGAUGAGGAUGAAGAAGCGCCUGCCCUUUGGAGGGAAAAUUCUGGAUUGAAUCAAAUUACCUUUGAUGAGACGGUUAUGCCUGCUCCUGUUUGCGGUUGUAGUGGUGUGGCUCAUCCUUGUUAUAAAUGGGGGAAUGGGGGAUGGCAAUCGGCUUGUUGCAGUAGCGGUUAUGCUUUGUCGGGUGGUAAAAGACAGACAGGGAGGAAGAUGAGUGGAAGUGCAUUUACUCAACUGCUUAACCAGAUUGCCUCGGAAGGUUACGAUCUUUCUACUCCGGUUGAUCUUACCAACUAUUGGGAGAAUUAGAGAUGUAUUUCGAAACAGCUAAUCUAUCGGUGCUAACUGAUAUUUGACUUAUUUUGGUUGUCUUUUUUUCUUCGAAGAUCUCGUUUGGAUAUCUAUUUCUUAAGAUUAUGAUACUUUUAUUUC
Molecule: messenger RNA, 1383 nt
Organism: Impatiens glandulifera
Lineage: Eukaryota; Viridiplantae; Streptophyta; Magnoliopsida; Ericales; Balsaminaceae
Product: protein BASIC PENTACYSTEINE6-like
Exons: 3
Coding region: 424-1260 (278 amino acids)
Biological process (GO): response to ethylene
Cellular component (GO): nucleus
Molecular function (GO): DNA-binding transcription factor activity; sequence-specific DNA binding
Source: RefSeq, a predicted model, not a curated record